UUAAUUAGGUGUUGCACAACAUGGUGGACAUAAUGGGGAAUUGCAACUUUUGCAUAGCUCAGUGAUUUCGGGAUUAUAUAAAGCAACUCAAGCUCUUUCUCUUCAAAGCAGUAAUGGCAGAGAAAGGAGAGAGCACUGAAGCUAAAGGAAUGAGCGAAAGAAGAGAAGAAACGAGGAGUGACAUUGUUGAUCCUGAUCACCGUGAAGACAGAAAGAAGAAUAGAAGUAGCCAAUCUCACUCUCACGGACAAAGAAGAUACUAUCACAGACACUACUACUCAAGAUAUGAUAAGACGGUAGAUGAGAGAGGAAGUGACAUCAAACAAAAUGAAGAGAGCAUCAGUAAUGAUCAUUAUUAUCAUCAUGGAGCAUAUCAAGGGAGAAAUAGAGGGAGGAGGAGCAGGGGGAGGAGGAACAAUGGAGGCAGAAAUGAAACUGAAACAAAGACGGAGGAGACCAGAGGAAGCAUGGAAGGAAAGAGAAGAGAAGAGAGAGACCAUGAUGAAAGAAAAGGAACAGAAACUGAUAAAAUAGAAGUUGGGAGAAGGAACCCAGAAAGAAGAAUACGUGAGACUGGGGAGGAGGGGAGGAGAGGGGACAAGGAGAGGUGGAGGAGGAGGAGGAGGAGGAGGGGUGAGGAACGGAAUGAGAGACAGGGGGAACAUCAAACAGGACAAAGAACUGACCUGGAUGCACAUGAGAGCACCUGUGUUGAUAUUAGCGUCAAGGAUCUUAGAACCAAAACCGACAAGGAAGCAAGUGAUGAAUCAAAAGAGACCAAUGAAGACAAGAAUAGAGAAUAUGAAAGAACGAAAUUACCUGACACUAGUGAGACUAGUACUGCUGAUAAAGAGAGUGUUAGGAGGAGAGAAAGAACUGAUGAAAAAGAAGUUGUACAACAUAUCAUUCAUACUACUAGGAACAAAGGAAACAGGAAACAUGGUGAUCCAGAUGAGGGACAUGAUAGAAGUAAGAGGAGUACGUCUAGAUACUCUCGGGAUAAAGAACAAAGAGGAUAUACUAGAGAUAGUUAUGGACAUUAUAGACACUGGCAAAACAAUGACAGAGAAAGUACAUUUAUUGGUAGACAGAGUAUUAAAAUGGAUGAAGCUACUGUGAAGACUGUUACAGUGGAUUUUAAAAUGGCUGACAUUGAUGAUUUAAAGAUGGCCGCCACUAGCGACCCUUGUAUUUCUAAAAAGGAUGUUUCCUCAACUCAAAGUCACGAGCUGAGUCAGCAGUUAUUGGGCGGAGUUUACGACUGCAGCGUUUGCUGCGAUCGGCUCAGGUACAACCAGGAGGUGUGGUCUUGUGGCACAUGCUAUAACAUAUUUCAUCUGAAGUGCAUUAGGAGGUGGGCUCACUCUUCAGCUGCAGCUGCUUCUGAAGGUAACCCAGAGAAAGGUUGGAGAUGUCCAUGUUGUCAAACUGUCUCUUUGAUUAUCCCGUCCGUAUACAAGUGCUACUGUGGAAAGGUCAACAAUCCUGGACAAUCUAGAAAGAAGAGUGACCUUCUCGUUCCUCAUUCUUGUGGCGAGAGGUGUGGGCGGAGACUUGCAAAGUCCUUGGAGACGACAUGUCGUCACAAAUGUCAGCAGCUGUGUCACCCUGGUCCCUGCCCACCUUGUCCUGUGAUGGUGUAUAGGACCUGCCCGUGUGGAAAAGAAAGCUCUUAUGUCCGCUGUAGUCGAUAUGAUGUCCUUCCUUCUUGUGGUAAUGUUUGCGACAAGAUGCUCAACUGUUCCAAACACAGAUGUGCUGAUAUCUGUCACACAGGCCCGUGUCCCAAAUGUGAAGUCUCAGUAGUUGAAGACUGUCACUGUAAGAGAGGUAGGAGGAGCCUGUCUUGUGGUGAUGAUUUGUGUGGUUAUUCGUGUGGAAAACUGUGUAACAGACCUCUUUCUUGUGGCAACCACACUUGUGAGCUGCCAUGUCACCCUGGUGAUUGCUCGCCCUGUUCUCUUCUUCCUUCAGCUGUUUCUCACUGUCCUUGUGGAGCCACGCCCAUUUCAAUGCUCCUCCCAGAGGGUGUGGUCAGGACGUCUUGUUUGGACAAUGUUCCUGUUUGUGAUAGAAUGUGCUCCAAACCUUUGCCGUGUUCGUCGUAUAGCGAAGAAAACACUCAUUUAUGUCAGAGCAAGUGUCACUCUGGUCCUUGUCCUCCAUGUUCCCUAAUGUCUACUGCAAUAUGCAGCUGUGGUCGUUCACAGACCAAAGUCCCUUGUCAUCAAAUCAGCGAGAAAGAAGGUUUCAUCUGCAAGAAAAAUUGCGGAAAGAAACUCAACUGUGGUCGUCACCAUUGCAACAUUAAAUGCUGUACAUCCGAUAGUCAUAUUUGUCAGCGGGUCUGUGGACGUAAGCAUGACUGUGGGCGCCACACAUGUAAAGAUACCUGUCAUCUGGGGAUGUGUGGGCCUUGCUGGAACAUUAGUUAUGAAGAGUUGGCCUGUCACUGUGGUGGUGAGGUAUUGCUCCCUCCUAUACCUUGUGGGACUGAGCCGCCAUCUUGUAACAGACCCUGUGCCAGGAUCCACUCGUGUAACCAUCCAGUGACUCAUACUUGUCAUAAUGAUGAGUCCUGUCCUCCGUGUAUAUUCCUCACUGAGAGACCCUGCAUGGGAGACCAUACCACGAGACAGAACAUCCCCUGCUAUUUGAAAGAGGUUUCUUGCGGCCGACCCUGUGGGCGGAGCCUCUCCUGUGGGAUGCACACUUGUCGUAAAACCUGUCACAAAGGACCGUGUGAGGAAGAUACGGAGAGAUGUAAGCAACCUUGUACAAAGGUGAGAGAGUUCUGUGACCAUCCUUGUGGUCAACCCUGUCAUAUUGGGAGCCAUUGCCCUGAGACACCUUGCAAAGCAAAGGUCAGUAUUGAGUGUCACUGUGGAAGACUCAAAGCUCAAGUAAUGUGUUUAGCCAGUGCCUCAUCCACUACAAGUCAGGCAUUCCACAAAUUGUAUGGUGGUAAUAUCGGUACCCUGAUGAGGGAGAUACAGAGUGGACAAUGUGUAAAAGUUGAUAGUAUCACAUUGAAAAACGUUCAAGAAAGAAAGUUGGAUUGUGAUGAAGAAUGUGCUCAAAUGGAAAGAAACCGUAAACUAGCUGAAGCUUUGGAGCUUGAUGUUGACCACACCCCUCACACUCCUCCUCAGUACUCCUCCUUCCUGUUAGACCAAGCAAAGUCCGACCCAUCCCUUGUGGUCCACAUUGAGGAAACCUUUAAAAACCUAAUAGAGUCCUUCAAAGGAUCGACAGGACGAGCAGCUGUAUCUCAUCACUUUAAACCGAUGAAGAGAGACCAGCGAAGACUAAUACAUGAACUAGCCGAAGUGUAUCAACUAUCCAGUCUCAGUUACGACUCGGAGCCAAAGAGAAACGUCGUCGUCAUGGCAACAAAGAAGUCAAUGCUACCAUAUAUGACGCUGAGUCAGAUGACAUCUCGUGUUAAGGUAAUGCCUCCUCCACUGCCGCUGAAGCUAAGAAGAGAAGAAGAUGAUGAAGAUACUACCGAAGCUAUUGUACCUGAUUACUUUAAUGACUCAAAUGUAUGACGCCAUCAUUGAGAUCUGUAAAAUAAUAAUAAUAAUAAUCUUUUAUUUAUGAUUCAUUAUAAAGAAA
Molecule: messenger RNA, 3618 nt
Organism: Amphimedon queenslandica
Lineage: Eukaryota; Metazoa; Porifera; Demospongiae; Haplosclerida; Niphatidae
Product: transcriptional repressor NF-X1-like
Exons: 14
Coding region: 114-3551 (1145 amino acids)
Biological process (GO): negative regulation of transcription by RNA polymerase II
Cellular component (GO): nucleus
Molecular function (GO): DNA-binding transcription factor activity, RNA polymerase II-specific; zinc ion binding; RNA polymerase II transcription regulatory region sequence-specific DNA binding
Source: RefSeq, a predicted model, not a curated record